Messenger RNA from Osmerus eperlanus (European smelt), 4071 nucleotides. RefSeq lists its product as uncharacterized. NCBI's taxonomy places the organism in Eukaryota, Metazoa, Chordata, Actinopteri, Osmeriformes, Osmeridae. The transcript is spliced from 8 exons. The record is from RefSeq and is a predicted model, not a curated record. The coding region runs from base 323 to 3262 and encodes 979 amino acids.
UACAGGUCGAAGGUGUCAAAGUUUUGUUAUUACUAAAGAAAAGAACAAAUUAAGAAAGAAAACUUUUGUUAUUAUGACGUAGUCAACUUGACGUAUAUGCUAAAUUCGUCACAGAGAUGCGGUAAAUUCGAGUUCUAAAUUUACAUUUAGUCAUUUUUUGGCCUCACUUGUUGGGAGUGCAUCUUUUAGUAACAGAAGACUACGACUGAAGAUUGGUGAUUAUAUUUCCGUGACCUCCGAUAAUGUCGGAAACAAAGGAAGUAGAAGAAAGAUCCAGUGGCCCCUAAAAAGCAGAAAUAUAGGGCUGACCUGACACGCUAAGAUGAAGCCCAAAAAGCCAUCGGAUAUGCCUGGAGCAAAAAUGGAUGGAGGUCCCUGGGUGUCCCCUGGAUCCACUAGGACGGGGAACACAUUUGAUAACAGGGAGACUGUUAUUGACGUCCUGGAGGGGAGGGAUCAGAGUGCUCCUAACUCCUCAGAGACAGAAGAUGUCUGCUAUCCCAUGAUUAUUCAGUUCCUGAAGAACCUGACAAACGAACAAUGGCUGGCCCUUAGGCAAAGCAUGCACAACCCUGAAUCGAGAGAGAAAAUGUCCAAGGCUUGCCAGGAGAUUGUGAAAGUGAUCACCAUGACAGCGUUCCGACUCCUGGUCCCGGCCAUCAUGGAGGUGUUGAAACAGGAGGACCUGGAGGCUCCUGUUACCUCCAAAAGACAACCCCAAAGCGCUAUGCAGAGGCCUGAGACAGACGACCCUCUGAGAACCCUCUUUGGGGUGACUGAGGAAACUAUUCUGCAGUCACUGAGGGCCACAUCACCCUCCAGUUCACCUGAGCUGACCAGUGUGCUGGUGGGGGAGAUCGUCAGAGACAUUAACAGCAGCAUCUCAGCAGUGGUCUCUACCUGGGGUAGUUUCUCACCAGUGCCCGGAUGCAGUCGAUCGGUCAAGAAUGCCAUCAAACAGAUGGGUAGGGUAAUCCAUGUUGGCCUCCAAAGGUUGUGCCUGUGUAAGAAGCCAGGGGAAACAUUGGCCUCAGAGGGAGCUUUCUCAGAAGCAGGGAAGGCCAGCACUCAUAUGGAAGUUUUAUCUGACCCAGACUUCCAGAAGAAUGCCUCUAGAGCUGUCAGUGGGAUCCUGAAGAAACAAGCCAUUUCAUCCUCUUCAGAAUCUUCAACUUGUGCCAGUGCUUCUGCCAGUCUGAUGAAUAUGUGGGGCUCUGUUCCUCCCUCAAAGUCCAACCUCUCUCUGGCUCAUGCCCAGUCGGCAGCCUCAGUGAUUAUCCAGUGCUUUGUCAGUGACAUGGAGGACGUUUCCAUGCACUUGUGGUUCGAGAAUGGAACAACUCCCAAACCGGAGUCCACGCUUUCUGAGGCCAAGAUGAUUUAUGGCACACUGCAAGCAAGGCUGAGGAAUUUUUUCACACUGCCAAGUUCAACAGUGUCAGAGCAGCUCCCUGUAGACGAGGAACUAGAACUGUGCACCAAAGAAGUAAUGAGCCUGAUUCUGGAUGCUUAUCGUUCCGAGUUUGCAGCGGUUGGAUGGCCUACUUUAAAAAUGGAUGGAGCUUCACCUAUGUCCAGUCCUCCACAGAGGCCGUAUAUGGAACAGCUCAUAAGUCAUCUUGAAAAGCUGACCAUCGCUUCAUCAUGGACUGAAAUCCAACUGGACUCGUCAACAAAUGCAAACCUGUACAGCAUAGGAAAAUUGUCACCUGAGCGCAUUCUAAAUAAAGUCAAAGAUGGGGUCACUGAGGUGCUUUUAAAAAAAUCAGUGGGUUUCAAAUCAGCAGCACACUCUUUUCCUCCUUCUGAGAUCGAUAUUGACAAUGCGGCCUCAGAUAUCAUCACGUCUUUUGUUUCAGAUGUGAAAGACAUUGCUCAAGCUAUUAAGGCUGUUGACGUCCAAGGACAGGCUGAUGUUGAAGAGCCACCAAGCACAGAGAGGGAUGCAACUGAAUCCAGCCCCAGUCACAAUACCAGAAGACACCCAAGUAUAAGUGAGAACAUUUUUUCUGCCACUGUGAAUCUCUACAAAAACCUUCAGAAAAAACUGUCCCAAGGACCUAAGAAUGAGAAGCCAACAUUUACGAGUGAAGAAAAACUUGUAACUAGCACCCACAGUGGGCUUAAUGAGAGAACCAUCUUUGAGACUUUUUCUGAGGCCCAGUCAAGUGUUUGUCUUCAGCAAGAUAUGUCCAGAUCUGAGGAGAUGGAGAACUCUGAGGAGCUCUCCCAGCUUCAAAGCAUGGUGGGAGCCAUGUUGAAAAGCCUAGAAGGUAUCAAGGGUUUUGAUGAGGAGCCCCCAAGAACCGGCGAAUUGGGAUCCGAGAAGAUGCUGGAGGGCCUGUCCACCCUCCCAGGAACCCCCAUCCCCAAACAUGUCCCUGCCAUUGCCAGCCCGAUCGUCAGAAGCACCAUUAUUAAUACAAGUAUCGAAAGAAAGCCAGCACUGUCACCCAGAGUGUCAGAUGUGGUAAGCAUCAUUCUGGACCACGUAGACCCAAAAUAUAUACAGGUAGCCAUAUCUCCUGGAGAUGGUCCCACCACAGCCCUCCAGAGACUGGAACAAAUAAUCUCAGAGGGCAGGAUUAGUGACCUCUCACGCGACCUUGUUGAUCAGCUGCUAGGUGCGAUGUCUGAUGACAUGGACACACUACUAGCGGACACGAGCCCACCUGAGAGAGGCGUCUCAGACACUGUCCUGUCCGGAAGUCCGAGGACUGGGGAACAGCCAUUGAAGUUGUUCACCUCAGAGCUCAUUUACAGCUUCACAGAGGAGUCAGUUAAACGUUUACUCCUCCCACUCCUCCUCCCCCCUCUGGGAACCUCCCAGAAACAGACAGCCUCUCAGGAUGUGACAUCGUCACCCCACGUCUCCAGAUGCCCCAGAAACAGACCCUCCUCCGGAUGCUCAGUGGGUUCAGACAGCUCAGUACUCUAUAAUGACACUGUGAAUCUUUUCACUAAAGCGAUGGUCCAACAAGUGAUGGACAUUCUGUCCCCAGAUUCAAAGUCAAGUGCCAAAUCUUCAACAAGCCCUACUCUGUCUGGCAGAUGUAAUGUGAAAAGCAAUCAAUUUGAUGGGCUACACAAAGAAGAGGACAGUGCAGAGAAAAAAAUGAUUGUCAAGAAGGCCAAAAGUACAUUUAACAUUGUGAGCACUAAGAAAGACAAUGUCCAGUCAACUCAGGCAGCAGAGGACCAAUCCAUCUGUGAGUCAGCAAACAAGACUAUACAUCAUAGAUUAUGUUUUCUAGGAAUCUAGGCAUCUUGUAUGGAUGUGGAUGGACAAUUGUUUCUGAUUCUGUCCCUACUCCAGCUUCAUGCAGUGUGUCCCAGCAGGCCCCAGAAGAGGUACCACCUGAAAACCAGUCUCUUCUAAUGCGGAUCUUCUCUGCCAUGACUAAGGGCCUGUGCAACCCGUUGUUCAAGAAGGCCUCCAUGACCCAGAUCCAGUAGCAUAAUUUACUGUUUUAUCAAUCUGCUGUGUCUUUUUAUGCAGUAAAUAGAAUUGCAUUCAUUUAAUUCUUUUGUAUCUCAUGUAUUUUAUGUUUUCAUGGUUCCAUUAUUAAAAUGUUGUCAUAUUGCUAGAUUGGAGUGGGAGCAGUUAAAAGGCAGAGUAGAUAAUGCUGUGGAGCACUAUUUGUCAUAUUUGCAAAAAUAAGCGUAACAUCCCCAUAGCAACCAAUGAAUGGUUUGACAGUAACAUUUUAUAAAUCCGAUAUCUGUGGGUGUUAGGACUGAAAAAAACACGACCCAUCAUUUAGAUUCGACAGAACAAAAUGAUUGGAUGGCAUUCGGAUCGAAUUGAAUGAUUGUAUGGGCUACUUGUCGGUCUACCUACCUACCUCCCAGCAGAAGUCAGGCAGCGCAUUCAUGUUUUUGGGGGGAUUGGCUUUGAAAGGAGGGGGUGGGAUAUUUUGGUUUGAAUCCUUCCUGCCUUUAAACCACUUUGCUUGUUAUUUGUUGCGACAUCCAUGGCUCCGUCUGUAUUUCUGGUUUGCUCGUCGUGUGUUGCUGACUUGUGUCAAGGCAUGUGUACGUUUUUAACAAUUGUGUCAUCUACAGUAUGAA